AAUGCUUCGUAUAUCGUUGAAUUAUUUUCUUAAAUAAGAUUGUAACUAAUAUCGAAAUUAAAUUCUCUAUAAUUAUUACAAUUAAUACAUACGAGUAUAUCAAAUAUAGAGAUAGCAUUGUUGUCAUAAGUAGUGUAUGAUUUUAGCCUUGUGUAAAUGUUGAGCGAAUCGUAUUUUCGUGCGUUACUCUCUCUUACAUUAUAAUAAAGAGCGUAUUUCGUGCUCGAUUCGCGAUCGGGAGUGCCGUGCAAAGUGUCUCGCGAUCGUUGCGUAUGUAAUUAAUCAUGAUUAAUCGUGUUUUCGCGAGUGAGUGUAAGUGCCAGAAGGAACCAGUGAAGGAUGAACAAGAGAGGAAAAGCAUCGAGCAACGGUAUGCAAUGAGGAUAGAAGACUUUGAAACAGGAUAUAUGAGGAGCAGCCCGCGAUUGGGAGCCAUGGAGGAAGAAGAGGAGCAGGAUGAGGAGCGCGAUAUUUAUAUCCCAAUCAUGAAGAGGCACAGACGAGACGAGGAGAAGGAAAGAGACGUGACUUUUUUCAGCGGAAAAAGAAAAGAAAUGGAAUUGAGACACGAUCGUUCGAAUACCUAUAUAAUUUAUCCGCCCACGAGGGACGCCGUAUAUGUUCUCGUCAUGAUAUACGUUAACGAACGUCGCGAGAUAUCGAAACAGAAGUCAGCAUCCGACGAUACUAGGCGAAGGAGUCAUUUAGUAGAGAACGAGCGAUGAUGGAUAGUUAAAAUCGACCGUCCCGUCUGUCCGGAAUCGCCGCUGCGGCCUCGAUAUAAACGAGAGGCUGAUCGCGCAGGUGACGCCGCCGGCGCGGCGGAUCUCCUCCACUAAUCACCAUCGGUUUUAGAUUAUUCUCAAAUAAUGACGGGGCUUUCUAACGGCCGGCGAAUGCACGAAUCGA
Cataglyphis hispanica is the source of this 909-nucleotide messenger RNA. RefSeq names its product zinc finger CCCH domain-containing protein 13-like. Lineage: Eukaryota; Metazoa; Arthropoda; Insecta; Hymenoptera; Formicidae. The record is from RefSeq and is a predicted model, not a curated record. The transcript is spliced from 5 exons. The coding region runs from base 285 to 725 and encodes 146 amino acids.